This is a messenger RNA of Carassius auratus (goldfish), 3928 nucleotides long. RefSeq names its product ubiquitin-conjugating enzyme E2 R2-like. The coding region runs from base 748 to 1500 and encodes 250 amino acids. Lineage: Eukaryota; Metazoa; Chordata; Actinopteri; Cypriniformes; Cyprinidae. The record is from RefSeq and is a predicted model, not a curated record. The transcript is spliced from 6 exons.
ACUAGCGUACAGACGUGUACAGGCACGCACUAUGAUAACCGGAAGCAUCAAUAGAAACGAUUGAGGAACGAAAAAAUAUCACCUGUCGAUUUUGUUCAGAUAUCUCUUCUCCACUUAAUCUCCACAUACCAUUUCCACAACACCCAUACCCUUACGGUAAUUAUUUGUCGCCUCAGUCUGGACGGAUAAAGCAGAGCUGGCAGUGUAAUUCUUUGCGCAAACGGGGGGUUUUGGAGGUGCGUUAUAGCCUCGCGACAGAACAAAUGUAAACAAGCAGCUGAUCAGCUGUGCGGCCGAGGACGCGCAAGGAGACGACGUGAUGACAGCGAGCCGCAGGGUUUGACAAACACAUUCUGCAUCAUAUAAAGCCAAAUUAGAGAUGUAUUUGCUUAUUGUAGAGCUUUUGUAGAUGUUAUAGCAGUACACGAGGACACAUACAAAACAGAUACAAAACAAACGGCUUAUUAAUUUAUUAUUAACAUGUUUUGUCACUGAUUAGAAGAGUGAUGAAUAGAUUUAUUUGUCUUAAUAUCUGCUUGAAGAUCGGAUAACUUCACGUCUAACAGGAAAAGCAACAGGAUUCGAGAAAUAGCAAGGGAAGAAUAAGGUUAACAGUCCCUUCUGGGCCCCACGGAAUAAAUAAAUAUUAGAAACGUAUUAAUAUUUACAUGAAGCUGGAAGUUUAAGGCACCCUAACAUCACUUCUCCUGGAGAGCAGCACAGUAAGGCUGAAGGAUCAGGACUGUCAUGGCACACCAGCAGAUGCCGAGCUCUCAGAAGGCUCUGAUGCUGGAGCUGAAAUCCCUGCAGGAGGAGCCAGUGGAAGGUUUCCGCAUCACACUAGUGGAAGAGUCUGACCUUUACAACUGGGAAGUGGCCAUCUUUGGCCCUCCAAACACACUUUAUGAAGGGGGCUACUUCAAGGCCCAUAUAAAAUUUCCUAUCGACUACCCCUAUUCUCCUCCGACCUUCCGAUUCCUCACCAAGAUGUGGCAUCCAAACAUCUAUGAGAAUGGCGACGUGUGUAUUUCGAUUCUCCAUCCUCCUGUGGAUGACCCUCAGAGUGGAGAGCUGCCCUCAGAGCGAUGGAACCCCACACAGAAUGUCAGAACAAUCCUGCUGAGCGUGAUCUCGCUGCUUAAUGAACCCAACACCUUUUCUCCUGCAAAUGUGGACGCCUCGGUCAUGUUUCGCAAGUGGAGGGACAGCAAAGGCAAGGACAAGGAAUACGCAGAGAUUAUAAGGAAGCAGGUAAUAUCCACGAAGGCAGAUGCAGAGCGAGAUGGAGUUAAAGUACCAACGACGCUAGCUGAGUACUGCAUCCAGACCAAAGUGCCUUCUCAUGACAGUAGCUCUGAUCUGCUCUAUGACGAUCUAUAUGACGAUGACAUAGAGGAGGAGGAGGAUGAUGAAGACGAGGCAGAGGCCAGUGGGAUUGGCAGUGAAAUGGCCGGGGACUGUUUUGGUGACGAAGAUGACUCCGGCAAUGAGGAAUCUUGACCUCCUUUCACCGUUUCCGUGACACUGACCUUCGCCCUCUCACUAUUCUUUACCCUGACAGCCUCAUGUUUCAGAUUCUCUUUUCCUGUGCUUAAAGCUUUCUUUUUCCACUCUGUUCCAAGAUCUCUGUCCUUUUCUGCACCCUCCCGUUUCUAAGUAAAGUACACUUUGGCUUCAUAAAACCAGUCAUUUUUUGUAAACGUUUCACAUCCCACUUUCUCCUGUUUCUCAACCUCAGGGCUUUUGGAAAGUCAAAGCUUGUCAGGCCUCCUUUAACAUGUUUAUUUCAAUAUAAAUUGUUUUAUUGAAACAUUUUUUGAGGGCUAGUUCCUUCAUAAUUAAAUUCUGUUGUGAUUUACUCCCCCUCAUGUUGCGAGAGAAAUUUGUUAAGCUGUUUUGAAAAAUUUUUCCUUAAAGGUUAUAACCAAACAAUCCCAGGUUCCAAAUACACCUAGUUCCUCUACUAUAUAGUAGGCAACAACAGUACAUGAGAGAAAAAACCCCAAAAAGAAUCGACAGAUUUGAAAACUUUUAUAUAAACUCAGUUCUUAGAAGAAAAGUCUGAUUUGUGAGAUAUAAAACUGUAAUUGUAAGAAUGAAUUAAUUUAACAAAUAAUAUUACAUGGCGGAAACUACAUAUAAGAAUUAAAAUAAAAAUGGCUGAGAUGUAAUUCAAAAUUCAGAAUUAAGAGAUGUUAACUUUUUUUAAACAAAAUUCAGAGGAGUGAAAAAAGUUUCAGAAAAUUAAGAAUUGUCCAAAUUGCAAUAUACAGUGGCUUCAGAAGAGGAAAAGGCCACAAUUAAGAUGUUCCUUAUAUCACUAAAGCUCUCAUUUAUGCUCCAGGGCAUUGAUUCUUGCUUGUUGCGUAACCAAAUGCAGUUCGCCUGUUGGAAUAAAGAGAGCCGUACAGAUUAGGAAUAUCAUGAGGGUGAGUAAAUAAUGGUAAAACUUUCAUUUUUAAUCAAACUAAACCUUCAACCCACCCCCAUGAGCUAGUUAUGCCUGGUAAAAUCACCAACAAAUGAAGGUUUCCCAGAUUUUCCAAGAACUGUCUUUACAGUAUAGAGCUCCACUGAUUUCAAUGUAUGUUCCUAAAUUCCCACUUUUCCUCAAGAAAUAUAAAUAUUCAAGGGUGGGAAAAUGGAGCACGAAUGGUUCCUUCUCAUUCAAUUUAAGUGUCAUAAUUUUGACCAGCCAUCCACAUCAGCAGGGUCACCUUCACAACUACAUCCUCCUAUCCGCAGCUCCUACCCCCAAAUCAAAUGAGCUUUUUGAGCCAUUAAAUCAGAGUGUCAAAUUAUAUGGCACAUGAAGCUGCUUUCAAGUGCUCCGCAACAGUACCAUUAAUACUACUUCCAGCACACCUUCCUUUUUUCGCUGACCCAGAAACUAUGAUGAGACUGUUGAAGUCACUAUGAUGAUGUCUCACGUUUAUACCCAUUUUGGCUGAAGGUAAUAAUACUGUUCUGCUUAUAAAUGUACACUUACUCUUGCUAAGAAAACACGUAUGAGUGUUCAAGCAGCUGUACCAAACAAUUUCCCUUUCUCACCAAUUUUGACAAUAUUGGAGUUUUUUUUUUUUUAAGUAGGGGUUUGAGAUCAGUGAAUGCUGAGGAUAUUUCACUCAUGGAUGUGAGCCCUUUCACUUUUGCUCUUAUGUUUUUUUCGUUGGCAACGGUGCUGCUGUGGGCCGUAGCUUUCAAAAGCAUGCUUGUGUGUUUUAUAUGAUGUGUCAGUCAGCCGUUGAGGCACGCAAAUCUCUAUGGUCUCUUUGAUUUGGGGUGGAAGCGCAGACGUUUAUGCACAUGGGGUCUCAGGUACACCUUUAUUCCCACAAACCAGCCAAGGACACGGAUGCUGACUCCUGGUCCUACGAAACCCCUCUGGAAGGGAGUGUGGAUGUGAGGAUUGUGAGGGAACGGUGCUCUUGUAUUCACUGAACAAUCGUUCCUGACUCAGUCGCUCCCUUAAACCUCUGGACUAAGAGCCGAAAGGGUUCAACAGGGGCAUGAAUCAAUUAAAUCAGACUGGAUUUUACACAUUCAGCAAGAGACUCGGUGUAUAACACCCCUGUGCACAGCAAAGCGACCAAGUUCAUUUCAAGAAGUGUUGUGCUAACGGUGGAUUUGUCUUGAAGGUUUUUAUUAUUUGUGUGUGUCACGAUGAGUGUUUUUAAUGUUUCAUUAAUAAUUCUUUGACAGGAUUUACGUUCCCGAGUCAGACCACAACAAAUGAAGUUCAAUGCAUUUCCUUUAUUUUGUAAUGAUGUUAAAGGCAAUAGCAUUCUAAAUAUUCACACAAGGAAGAAUGGAAAAAUGAAACAAAUGAUACCCAUUUAAAUUCUAAAGAGAUACAAUUCAUUUUUGAUUGUGUGUAUGUGCAGGAGUUAAUGCUCCUCAACAAUUAAACCAUUUUCAAUUUUGAACU